UUACUUUACGGUUCGAGGCAGCUCUUUACGGCAUUUUCCAGCUUUCCAUUCACUUGGCGGUGAAGAUGGCGUCGGGCAGCGGGACGAAAAACUUGGACUUUCGCCGAAAGUGGGACAAAGAUGAAUAUGAGAAACUCGCCGAGAAGAGGCUCACGGAAGAGAGAGAAAAGAAGGAUGGAAAACCAGUGCAGCCAGUCAAAAGGGAGCUUCUCAGGCAUAGGGACUACAAAGUGGACCUGGAAUCCAAGCUUGGGAAGACAAUUGUCAUUACCAAAACUACCCCACAAUCUGAAAUGGGAGGCUAUUACUGCAACGUCUGUGAUUGUGUAGUGAAGGACUCCAUCAAUUUCUUGGAUCACAUCAAUGGGAAAAAACAUCAGCGAAACUUGGGCAUGUCUAUGCGUGUGGAACGUUCCACCUUGGAUCAAGUGAAGAAACGUUUUGAAGUCAACAAGAAGAAGAUGGAGGAGAAACAAAAGGAUUAUGAUUUUGAGGAAAGGAUGAAGGAGCUCAGAGAAGAAGAGGAAAAAGCCAAAGCCUAUAAGAAAGAGAAACAGAAGGAGAAGAAAAGAAGGGCUGAGGAAGACUUAACAUUUGAGGAGGAUGAUGAAAUGGCAGCUGUGAUGGGCUUCUCUGGCUUUGGCUCCACCAAGAAGAGUUACUGAGGCUUUUCUAUGCUUGACUCUUCACCAGGCCUAACUUUGUGUGGGAGUUCAUUUUGGGGGAAACACUUGGGGAAUGUCCUUAAGAGUGUCAGUAGGGAGGUGUAGAGGGUGGAUGUUUGUGGUUGGUUUCCCUCUACUGUUGGAGAGGGUACAGAUACAGAGGUGAUGCUGUGGCAUGUUCUCUCAGCCUCAGUACAUCACUGAAGACCUCUGCCCAGCUAUAGUUCCCAAUAAAAACCCUCUUCUGAGGCUGCUUUCCUAAAACACCCCCUGCAUCUUUCCCUCUUCAUCUUUCCAGUCUCUUCUCUGAGCAUCCUGCAUUUAUCUUGUGUUCUGUCUUAAUUUUUUUUUUUUUUUUUUUUACUAGAGCACUGCUCAACUCUGGCUUAUGGUGGUGCUGGAGAUUGACCCUGGGAUGUUGGAGCCUCAGGCAUGAAAGUCUUUUUGCAUAACCAUUAUAUGCUAUCUCCCAGCCCUCUGCCUUUGUUUUAAUUUUGGCUCUUGCUCAACCUUCAGUGAAGGGAUCUUUUGUUCCCAGAUUGCAUUUGAUACUAUAUUCUUGACCAGCCCCUCCCCUCCCUGCAGCCCUUUGUGGUUUUCUGGCCACCUGUGCAUGCAUGUGUAUGUUUGCCUGGACUAGUAGUGUGUGUGGGUGGGUGUGUGUGCAUGAAUCUCACAUAGAGGGAGGGAGCUUGAGCUAGAACCUCAGGUGCCUUGGGGCCUGCUGAUCUCAGCUUCCUCAGAGCAUGUAACAGAAAAUUAAAUGGGAUGAGUGGUGUGGUUUGUGUCUGGUGAGUUUUUUUAAUCUUUGUUCUUCAGAUGUAGACUGUUCAGCUUUGCCUGUUUAUUUUAUUGAGAAUUACUCUUUUUGUCUUCCUUAUAAGCAGGUUCUUGAAAGAACCUGUUUGAUGCAAAAAAAAAAAAAAAAAAAAGAAAAGAAAAGAAAGAAAACCUCAUUUGGGAACCAUUGGGUCUCAGAAACUGUUCAACUGUAAAAUAAAUGUCAUUUCAUUGGCCCUGUU
Messenger RNA from Erinaceus europaeus (western European hedgehog), 1687 nucleotides. RefSeq names its product zinc finger matrin-type 2 (gene ZMAT2). Lineage: Eukaryota; Metazoa; Chordata; Mammalia; Eulipotyphla; Erinaceidae. Gene Ontology annotation, molecular function: zinc ion binding; nucleic acid binding. Gene Ontology annotation, biological process: mRNA splicing, via spliceosome. Gene Ontology annotation, cellular component: spliceosomal complex; U4/U6 x U5 tri-snRNP complex. The record is from RefSeq and is a predicted model, not a curated record. The transcript has 6 exons. Bases 66 to 665 code for a protein of 199 amino acids.